Messenger RNA from Panicum hallii, 2116 nucleotides. RefSeq names its product E3 ubiquitin-protein ligase At1g63170-like. The coding region runs from base 559 to 1794 and encodes 411 amino acids. The transcript is spliced from 5 exons. The record is from RefSeq and is a predicted model, not a curated record. NCBI's taxonomy places the organism in Eukaryota, Viridiplantae, Streptophyta, Magnoliopsida, Poales, Poaceae.
GCCACUCGAGACUGGGAGGGGAGGGGAGGGGAGGAAGAAUUCGGCUCCAAGUCUUCGGGCUCACAGAUUUGGUAAAAUUUUCCCCCACCGCAAGUGCGAUGCUUCCGUGUUUCUAUCAUCCUUUUCUAUAUUAGCGCGUUGCCUUGAUCCGAGGGUUUGGCACCUGUCCCUUCCCUUCCUUCCCCGGCGCAAUCUUUGCUUCCGCGAUCUCGCCCGGCGAUUUUUCUUUGAGGUUUCUUAUUGCAAAUCUUGGGCGCGACCUUGGCAUUGAUUCGGCUUUAAGUGGCCGAGGUGAUUGUUUCGUGUGGUUCUGCUCUUGUUCUUGGCGCCGUUGAUUCUUGGUUGUUCAUGGGUUCGUGAAUCUUUCAGGCGGUCGGAGUGGAGGUGCCCGUGGUUGACCGUUUGGUGAGGUGGAUUGGAGGUAACUUGCUACUGUAAUUGGGACAGAGCAAAGCACAUUAUCUUGUAAAAUCUGGAUUUCGCUACUUUUAUCUUAAAUCAAAUCAGCUCUGUUUCUCGGAACAGGAACCAUUAAUUUCCCAUGCAAUCUCUUGGUUGAUGGAUGCUCUUCCUGUUGUAUCAGAAAGAGAAAGUCAAACAGAUAGUCACCCUUUACUCAUGGAGCAUGUGAUUGGUCUCCCAAGGGAUGAUGUCCCUUCUUCUUCUACACCUCGUCGAGACAAUCAUGAUGGCAUGGAUCAACUGCCUCUUGACUCAGAAAGUUCUUCUGGAACAACUGCUGCAUCUAACUCUCCGAAUGCUCCUGUAGCAAGAAGAGAUGAUAAUCGCGGUCCUCGCCGGCAAAGUCCUCUGAAUUCUGGCUUCUGGAUCUCAGUUGAACUAGUUGUAAAUCUUAGCCAGAUUAUAGCUGCUAUUUGUGUUCUGUCUGUAUCAAGGAAUGAACAUCCUCAUGCUCCAUUGUUUGAGUGGGUCAUUGGUUAUACAAUAGGUUGUAUUGCAACUCUUCCUCAUCUUUACUGGCGCUAUCUCCACAGCAACCACCUGGCCACUGUGCAAGAAUCAACUAAUCAGAACUACAUUCCAAACAACAUCCCUGAAAGUAAUUCUUUUGCGGAAUUUUCUGCCCCUCGAGUGUCUGAAGCUGGUGUUGUAACUGGCACAAAUGGAGAUUCAAGAAACAACGUGGUUACUGUAAAUCCAAGGGCCCAAGCUUUUGCUGAUCACUUCAAAAUGGCUCUGGACUGUUUCUUCGCUGUAUGGUUCGUUGUGGGAAAUGUGUGGGUGUUUGGUGGACGUUCUUCUGCCCAUGAGGCGCCAAACUUGUACAGGUUGUGUAUAGCCUUCCUCACAUUCAGCUGCAUCGGCUAUGCUAUGCCCUUCAUUCUCUGCGCACUGAUAUGUUGCUGCCUCCCCUGCAUAAUCUCUGUAAUGGGCUUCCGAGAAGAUUUGAACCAAAAUAGAGGUGCCAGUUCAGAUGCUAUCAAUGCGUUGGGCACAUACAAGUUUAAAUUGAAGAAGCCUCGUAAUGGAGAUGGAAAUGAAGGUGGCAGUGGGGUCUUGGCUGCUGGAACAGACAAGGAACGGGUUGUUUCUGCUGAAGAUGCUGUUUGCUGUAUCUGCUUGGCAAGGUACGUGGACAAUGACGAACUCCGGUUGCUCCCAUGUGGUCACUUCUUCCACAAGGACUGUGUCGACAAGUGGCUCAAGAUAAAUGCACUGUGCCCCCUCUGCAAAGCUGAGCUUGACGUUGUCUCGAUGACUGCUCCAGCCAUGGGCUUUGGGCGCCGCCACAGUGACAACAGGGUAGGAAACGACAUUGAAUCGCAACAGUAGCUAUGGCGGCUUGUCCUAUGGCUGGAGCAAAGCCAUAGGACAACGUGCCUUUGAUGCAGCUUUCCACAAGAGCAAUUUGUAAAUUAUAUAUAGUGUAGAUUGUACGGUCGAUCGAUGAGCGUCGGUCGAUGAGCCCUUAUGUUCCAACAAGUUAUUUCCUGACUGGCUGAUAUCUCCUGUCGUCCAUAUGUGUUGCUUCUAGCUUCGUUCCCUACCUCCAGAGUUACCAUUGUGCAACAUGUUCUGGAUGCUGAUAUGAUCCUGUUGAUUAUGAAAUGCAGUCCUGGUAGCACGGCUUGGGAAACAGGACAGCUGUUGCCCC